Messenger RNA from Phoenix dactylifera (date palm), 903 nucleotides. It is a transcript of the gene HVA22F, whose product is annotated as HVA22-like protein F. Lineage: Eukaryota; Viridiplantae; Streptophyta; Magnoliopsida; Arecales; Arecaceae. The record is from RefSeq and is a predicted model, not a curated record.
GCACCCCUUUAAAAGAGCCACCACCAUUCCCCCCCUCAGGCUCUCAGGUCUCAGACUCUCAGGAUUUGCUGCUCAUCUUGCUCGUGAAGGAGUGCAAGAGUUAAAAGAGUCAAAUUUUCAUGGGUCUUAUGGGAACCAUUAGCAGGCAUCUCGAUGCACUUAUUGGUCCAGGGGUGAUGCUGCUAUAUCCUCUAUAUGCGUCGAUGCGUGCCAUUGAGAGCCCUACUCCACUAGAUGAUCAACAAUGGCUCACAUAUUGGAUGUUGUAUUCGUUAAUCACACUUUUCGAACUCUCCUGCUGGAAACUUCUCCAAUGGUUUCCUCUUUGGCCUUACAUGAAACUUGUGUUCUGCUUGUGGUUGGUGCUGCCAAUCUUUAAUGGAGCUGCCUACAUCCAUGAAAAUUAUGUGCGGAAAUAUGUCAAGAUUGGGAGUUAUGUGAGCCCAGGAUACACGGAAGAGCAGAGAAAGGUGCUGCAGAUGAUGACCCUUGACGCUAGAAAGUCGGUGGAGCAAUACAUCGAAAAAUAUGGACCAGAAGCUUUUGCAAGGGUCAUCAAAGUGGCUCAAAAGGAAGUCAGGAAACAACAGGCAAGAUGAUGGAAAAGGAUGCUCUUCCACUCCAGCUAUCCUUUGUCAACAAAAAAGAACGCUAUAAUGUAUCAUGAAGCUAUUCAAAUGCUUACAAAAUUCUAGGGUGUUGAAACAGCCAGCGGUAAUGAACGGCUAGUUUAGGAAUCUAUAAAUAAGAUCCUGGCUUGUGAUUGUGCAUAAGAACAUUCGGUCCGGUUGUAUUAUUCUUAUCAAUGAAGAUUUAAGAAGAAAAUCAAGCAAUUAUUUGCAACUUCCUUGGCAUUUGUGGAUAUCUGAAAAUUCCUAAUGCAACACACUUGAUGAUUGCUUA